Penicillium robsamsonii is the source of this 1404-nucleotide messenger RNA. RefSeq lists its product as uncharacterized. The transcript has 2 exons. The coding region runs from base 1 to 1404 and encodes 467 amino acids. NCBI's taxonomy places the organism in Eukaryota, Fungi, Ascomycota, Eurotiomycetes, Eurotiales, Aspergillaceae. The record is from RefSeq and is a predicted model, not a curated record.
AUGGCUGACAAGUCUCCCAGCAUCCAAAAUCUCAUUGAGGAGCUCGGGUUUCCUCCAAGCGAACAUCAAUUCUUGUUACGUCUUUUCGGCUCAUCCGACCCAUUUGCUGGGCUUCCUGGUACAGAUCUAGAGCCCAGUCACAGUCGAUAUCAAUCUGCCCAACUCAGUUCUACUAGUAUUGCUCGCAGAAUUGCAUCUACUAGGCUCUGGCAAGCUAUUCCUCCGCUUAGUGGUGAACGUGCCAAUCAAUUUCAUCUACCACCCACCCAUCGUCGUCCUAGUGGCUUGCGCGAAGGUUUAGAAGACAGAGACCUAGUUCACUACGAAGAAGAGGGGACUUCUCUCAUCGCAACCGAUUCAGAAUCUCUGUUUUCCGAGUUACUGCAACGGGCUGUAUCAGACGAGCAUCCCUGCCUUGAGUCCUCUGUGCCCCCUGAGCACAAUAAGGCAUCGGAUAACGUUGCACACCCUGAAUCCGUUGGACCUCCGAGCCCAUCAGUCUAUGAUAGCGAAACAGGUGAGCCGCCCGACUCUGUUUUCAAACUCAACGAGACCUUUGGAACCCAAGGCAAUUGCAAAACAUCCCAGGACCCGAGGACUUUAAAGGAACCUGGGAGCUUUGAUAAACUACUUGAAUCAUUUCCAAUACCUCCCAGUCACAACCAAACGGUCGGGGACCAAAGUUUCUCCCGCGUUUCUUCUGACUCCAAACGAGUGCUACCGAAAGACAGUGCCCAGGCUAACACCUCGACUGUCUCCAGUAAUCAUAUCAAAUCUGUGACCAGCCCACCUCGGGUUUCCCGAUUUUCCGAAGAAUUGGAUAAUAAUAACCCGAUCAGAGAGCAAGGUUCUUCCAACGUUUGUGCCAAAGCUAGUACAUCUGCACUCGACACCAGUCAGCCUGGGAAUAACUUAACUAGUUCUUCUGGAAUCCCUCUGUCGUCUACUAUCGAUAUUCCAACCAUCGUUAACACUCGGAACGUUUCUUUUCGGGUCUCUUCCCUGUCCCCCAGGGCCUCUUUCAGAGAGCUACAUCCCCCCAUCGGCCAUCACCAGAGACAACAAGCGAGGCUUCACAGCUCCCACCAGGCCCAGAAUCGCGCAUAUAAGUACACUGCUUUCCCUGAAUCUCCCCCACGAGUUCGUCCGUUCAGCUACGUGGUCAGAAGGCAGCGCUCAUUGAAGCCUAUCUUUGAAGGGCGCCCCACACCAACAGCCUCCCCUCGAUAUUACCAAAAGACGCCUCUCCGUAUAUCUUCUCGUCCGUCGGCAACCUCUUUCGCCUCAGGGAAAAGGAGCGCACGAAAGUGCAAGAAAGCCUUGAAACGUUUUGUUAAGAAGGUCAAACAUCUACUUUGUCAACCCCAUAAACGCCCGGGCACUUCAUCCACAUUCAAUCAUUAA